AUGGCCGAGAAAAUGCACUUGAGUUUCUUCGUCUUUGCCAUGAUUGGCUGCAUUACAUUGGAUUCUGUGAGUUCAACUACAACUCACAUUGUCGGAGACAAUUUGGGUUGGAAUUUGCCCCCACACCAAGGGUUCUUCGCGGACUGGGCCAAGAACAAAACCUUCGCUGUUGGCGACGUACUUCUUUUUCAGUACAACCCUGGGCUCAACACCGUGGUUCAGGUGAACAAGGAGGACUACGAUAAUUGCACUUCAAAAAAUACGAUGUACACAUACUUCAAAGGGAAUUCGACUGUUACUUUGGAGAAGCCAGGGGACUAUUAUUUCUUCAGUUCCGUGGGCAAGCAUUGCGAGGCAGGCCAAAAGCUUUGGGUUAACGUUCCUGAGGGAAAACCCCCCUCGCAUUAA
Molecule: messenger RNA, 408 nt
Organism: Gastrolobium bilobum
Lineage: Eukaryota; Viridiplantae; Streptophyta; Magnoliopsida; Fabales; Fabaceae
Product: mavicyanin-like
Exons: 2
Coding region: 1-408 (135 amino acids)
Cellular component (GO): plasma membrane
Molecular function (GO): electron transfer activity
Source: RefSeq, a predicted model, not a curated record